AGAUCAGGAGGAAGCCUCUCUCUGUACUUCAAUGGCGGAAUUAAGCCCAAUCUCAGUCUCAAACCUCAGUAAUCGUAUCCAUUUCUCUUCUUCUCCUCCUAUAAUCUCCUUUCAAUUGUUCAGCAUCACAGCCAAGCGUUGUAGCAAUUGCAGAAGCAUAAGCAGAAGAUUAGGGCUGGGAUUCAUGGCUUUAAUGGCGUCGUCGUCUGUAGCCUCGACGCCUGUGAAAAUAACGAAUGCUUUGGAUCUGAAAUUGAUAGCGCCGGAGCAGAGCUUCGAGGAGGCGGAGAGCGGAAUCAGAGGCCAUGCGGAAGCGGUUUUGCAGGUGAGAGGUUUAAUUGAAUCGGAGUCUUGGAAGGAAGCGCAGAAGCAGUUGAGAAGCAGUUCGCCGCUGCUCAAACAGGAUCUGUACACUAUAAUUGAAUAUAAACCGCCUGCUGAGCGACCUCCUCUCAGGAAACUCUAUUCUCUUCUCUUCAACAAUGUUACUCGACGAGAGAUAAAGAUGCGGAACGAGUUUGGCAGUGCUACGAUAACAUUGUGAUGGCCAUUUCUGACAUUUUAUCCAGAAUUUAGAAAGAUAAACGAAAGUUCUCGAUUCUCCAGCCAAUGAUCGUAAUACUCUUUCCAUUCUUUUGUUUUUCGAUCUUAUAACUUGGCAUAUAAACACAAAAUAUUGGAAAUAACAUGUAGAAUACAAUGAUGAACAUGCAUUGUGCCACGGUCCUACGGUUUUUUACUGUGUUGUCGUGAUUUUGACACGCUCACGACUAGCCUUAAGGGAAUUAAGCCCCAUAUAUAUUUUUAACUCGGCUUUGUGGCUUCGUCGUACUUUACGCGAGGUUUGUUUUCGUCAAUCGAACAUCGUUUGUGCAAAAUACAAGCUUGUUCGACUACACACGCCGUUUGCGCGUGCAUGUUCAAUCGUCUGUGAGACAUCCAACUUGCCUCUACGCUAGGCCAAAUCAUUCGGCUCGACCUUGCCUCUACUCGGGACAAGGUCUCUCAAUGCAACGUUGCCUCUCAUCUUGUCAUCUCGAUCUCCAUCGACAGGGUCCAUAUGUCUUGACUCCAUCCCGAGUCUCGGGAUGUCGUUGGCCAUCAUAACUCGCUCGGUUAUGCCAUCGAGAAUGGGCCCGCGUGUCUUUCAUCCCAUCGGGACUUCCCGUACAUCCAUCCAUCCGAGUUCUAUCGAGGCAUUGGCCCUCUCGUGCCCAUGCCGAGUUGUUUACGGAUACCGUACCGGAUAAUGAGUGUAUGUAGCAACCUCCAACACGGGGAUUAGGACGCAAUACCGACACACCCGUGCCGUCCGGUACUGUUCUUCAAAAAUUCAUUUCAAAGGAAGUCGCCCGAGACACUCGUCAGGGGUGGUGGAGAGCUAACACCAUGGUACUCCUAUGGUACAUUUUGAGCCAUUUUCAAUUUUCCAGGCCUAGACAUGAUUUUGGUGAACGGUCAUACGGUGUUCGUGCAUUGUCCGUCCGGUGUCCGAUUGAUAUCAAACUUGGCGAGCAUUCCUAUUUCAUAUGGAUGGACUUAACUCCCAAACCGCAUGCUCAAAUUCUUUCUGGAACCCCGACUUUUGAGGUUAAGGCUUGGGGCUCUACCUGGCCCUUCAACAAGCCUAUCUUUGCCCUUCAUGUCUAUUCUGAUGUCUCAGUCUUGCUUAUGUCUAAACUUGUCUUCAGUGCCUA
Cucurbita maxima (winter squash) is the source of this 1697-nucleotide messenger RNA. RefSeq names its product psbQ-like protein 3, chloroplastic. The coding region runs from base 32 to 544 and encodes 170 amino acids. The transcript is spliced from 2 exons. Gene Ontology annotation, molecular function: calcium ion binding. Lineage: Eukaryota; Viridiplantae; Streptophyta; Magnoliopsida; Cucurbitales; Cucurbitaceae. Gene Ontology annotation, biological process: photosynthesis; photosynthetic electron transport chain. The record is from RefSeq and is a predicted model, not a curated record. Gene Ontology annotation, cellular component: photosystem II; extrinsic component of membrane; photosystem II oxygen evolving complex.